AUGGACACAUUGGUGUUAGACGAGAAACACGCCAGAUUUUACUGUGGGCAGGUAGUUUUAGCUUUAGAAUAUCUCCACAAUCUCGAUAUAGUACACAGAGACGUCAAGCUGGAGAAUAUACUUAUUGAAGCCGAUGGUUACCUCAAGUUAGCGGACUUAGGUAUCGCCAAAAUAGUAAAGGGAAGAACCUACUCUAUGUGUGGUACGGAGGGGUAUAUGGCACCUGAAAUUCUCCUUAAUAUGGGUCACGGUAAACCAGUCGACUGGUGGAGUUUUGGCGUGCUACUCUUUAGCAUGUGCGCUGGCAGAGUACCAUUCGCUAGUCAUAACAUGAUGAGAAAUGCUGAGAAGAUUAUCCUCGGUAUUUACUGCACUCCCAGCCACUUCUCUAACCAGCUAUCAGAUCUGAUUAACAACCUCCUCCAGGUUGACCUGACCAAAAGGUACGGCAACCUGAGAAGGGGCGUCAAGGACAUUAAGGAACAUCCGUGGUUCAAUGAAAUAAACUGGUUAGCACUUCUUAAUCACAAGCUUAUAGCACCCUUUAAGCCAAAGUUUACUGCUGUCGAUCAAGUGCUCAAAUUUAAAUUGAAACAGCAUAAGGAGAUCCGAUUGAAAGUAGCUAAGGAAAAUAUGAGUAGGACGGUCCGACAGAUGUACUAUCAAGGCAGCCGGGAUCGAGACCUCACUCUUCAUCGGGACCUUGUCUCCCUUUUCCUGAAUUACCUGGUCCUACUUCCGUAUACCCGCUCUAUCCAUUUGAAGAGCCCUUAA
Messenger RNA from Nezara viridula (southern green stink bug), 774 nucleotides. Lineage: Eukaryota; Metazoa; Arthropoda; Insecta; Hemiptera; Pentatomidae. The record is from the annotation of a GenBank genome assembly.